UGAUGAUGAUACAUGGUGCACAACUUGUGGCAUAUGGCAGAAGCCAAUCGCUAAGUGCCCAGUCCGCCAGCUAGACACCCAGUCUAACGUUGCGUUAGUCAUACGGUAAACUAUGUCAGCACACGACUAGUAACUACUGAUUUCAAAGUCAAAGCGCCGCCGCACCAGCCCCAAACGUAUGUGUCUGUGAUACCCUCUAACGCCUCCCUUCGCUUGAGUGUGUGGCAUUGGUAGUGGCAUAUCAGCACACUGUUGCGCCACAUUUGCACACCAUUUCGCCAAGUUGCUCGCAUAUUCAUUAGUGCUUUUACAGGCUCCGUUGAUUAUAGACGCGUCGAAGCGGCGGCAACAAGUACACAUUGUUUGUGAAGCAAUGUUUUAGUAACAUUCAAUAUUUAACGACAAUUUGUGGCCAGCAGCAAACAAAUUAAAUGUGAAAACACUUAAUGUGCCAAUUAAACGGUGAAAUUAUCGAUAAAAAAAAAAUAAUAAAUUACAGAAGUUAAAAAAAUGUCUGAUUGUUUGCUCUAUGUUCACUGGCACUGGCCAGGAGGCAGUCAAUUCACCAGAGCUUUAGUAGCGCAAAGCAAACGCAGUGGGUUUAUAGCGCGCCAAAAUCGUGCGAAAUUUUAAAAACUGUCUGCUCGGCGGUGCGAGUGAACGCUCUUGUGUACAUGUGUGAGUGUUGACUGGCUGAUAAAAACUCAAUCACCCAACAAUUUUAAGACUUCUGACCAUUCGCUAACUAGUGAAAAGAAAACGCUAUAUAAUCUAAGCAGCUAAAACCCAAAUAAAAGCUCCUUCGCGAUCUCGCUUUAUCAUUCGGCUGCACCAUUAACGGCUCACAACCGCCGCCGUCACCGCCGCCGACGCCACCACCAACGGCGGCCAAAGCGCAACCCAUCAAAAUGCAGCGUCGCAUGUCGAUAACGAUACGCGAGUACAAAUUUUUUCGUAGUUUUUCACAGAAAUUCGAAAACUGGCCCAAACGCAAGGCGGAGGCAUUAUGGCGCAAAAUGCGCGAACGCAAAAUCGCAGAGAUCGAGGCCGUUGAAGCGUGUAAAUGGCUGCGUGCUGCCGGCUUCCCGCAAUAUGCGCAAAUGUAUGAAGAUCAUCAGUUCCCCCUCGACCUGACUAACGUGGCCAAGGAUCACACCAAUCUAGAAAAUGAUCAACUGCAAUCACUCUACCGACGUCUCUGUAUUUUGAAUCGCUGUGCCAACAUGCGCCUCGACCAAGCACACAAGGCGCAAACGCCGCAGGUUUGUCAACUUUCCCUCUCUAAAUUACCCCUUAAAGUACAACAAAUCAUCAACUCAAUCACGUACGAUUCAUCCCAGCAGAAGGAGGACUCCGAUGAUGAGAAUUGUGCGCUUAGCGAGAAUUGGACAUUCCAGCCGCAUAUACGUCGUUGGUCGCGCAUCGGCGAAAUGGGUCUUGAACUGCCGCCCGCCGGUAAGUUAAAUAUCGAGAAGACAGAAAGUUCAUCCAAAGAGUCCAGUCCGGAUCGUUUUGAAGAUGACAGUUACGACAUGGCUGGCGGUGGUGGCCUUUCGCUUACCCUACCUGGUAAUUCCACAGACUCCAUCCUCAAUGAAUCGACCGAUUCAGCAGCGGUACGUUUGCGACGCACUGGUAGUGAACGUUUUAAGGAUGGUGCCAAAGCAUUCCUGCGACGCGUAGAGUCGAUAAAAUCUCGGCGACGAAAGCGUCAAAACCGCGAGGGUAUUGUUAUCAGUGGUCCACAAGCAUUGGAUUUGUCACAACUUGGCCAGCGCGGUAGCAUACGUAAACCGGAUGCUGUAUAUUCCACACCACCUUCACCAUCAGCGGUCAGCCCUAUGCACACAUUCCCGAAGGGCCCGAUGUUUGGAAAUGAACUGAAAGUACCAUCACAAAGUGAAACUUUUCUCAGUCCGAAUCGAGCGAGUCCCAAGCGUACACCAACCACACCACGCUCGAUGCGUGCCAGCCCACUACAUUUUUUUUCCAAUCCAAUGCCACAUUUGAAGGAGGGCAAGUCAGAUGAUUCUUCUUCAUACUACAGCGAUAGCCAAGAAUCGUCCGCAGGUGGUAAAUUAUCACUGCGUAAGACUCCAUCAAAAACGCGCAGAUUUUUGCAACGCACCGGAAAGGUAGAUGAUAUAGGGGCACAUUCAGACUCCGAAUGUCAUCACGGUAGAAAAUUACUAAUAAAGGACGCCAAUUCGAACAACACUGAGAUAAAAGUCAGGAAACUGACACGCGGUGGCUCACUCAAUUUAGGUAAGGAUCCUAAGAAACGAGAGGGUUUCCGGUCAGCGAGCUUCCGCUCGCGUUCCACCUCACGUAAAGAAACCAAGCCUGAGGAAGCCGAAAAUAUCAAACGUACCCCGGUUGUGCGAUGGCAUAGUUUUCAGAUGGAUGAGCGUCCACACAUGAUCUUCCGGAAAUGUUUCUCGCAAAAGAUUGAUCCUAAUAUGAACAAUCAUGGUAUUCCAUUUGCGGCUAUGUCGGCAGGCCAACUUCACAUUCUACGCAAGCUUGCAUUGGUCAUACUUACCGGUUAUAUGGAGCGCUAUUGUCCAACACAUCGCUCCGGUUGGAAUUGGGAGCUGCCCAAGUUUAUUAAGAAAAUCAAAAUGCCCGACUACAAAGACAAGAAAGUAUUCGGAGUACCAUUGUUGCUGGUAUUACAACGCACCGGGCAGACGUUGCCGAUUGCGAUACGAGCAGCCUUCCGUUGGCUACAGGUGCGUGCUCUCGAUCAGAUCGGACUGUUCCGCAAAAGUGGUGUCAAGUCCCGCAUUAUCAAGCUAAAGUCAGAGGUGGAACAACUCGAUUCCACGGCGCUUUGCAUGGAAGUGUAUGACACGCAACAAUCUUACGAUGUAGCCGAUAUGUUGAAACAGUAUUUCCGCGAUCUCCCCGAAUCGUUGCUCACCACCAAGAUGUCCGAAACAUUUGCAGCGAUUUUCCAACAUCUCCCUAAGGACGUGCGUUUAGAAGCAGUACAGUGCGCGGUACUUCUACUACCGGACGAAAAUCGCGAAAUACUCUACGCAUUGCUAGAGUUCUUGAUGCUAGUGGCAGCCAAUGCGGAGCAAAAUCAGAUGACAGCAAAUAAUUUGGCGGUUUGCCUGGCGCCAUCCCUCUUUCAUAGUACUAUUUCGACUGGUGUAGCCUCGGUUUCAGCUUCACCCAGGAGGCGCAAGGGUGCCGGUGUGCCAGACGAUAAGGAACUACAAGAGGCUAAAGCAUCACACGAAUGCCUGUCCUUUAUGAUUGAAAACUACAAACAAAUCUUCACGGCGAGCAAAGAAAAGAUAAGCAAAUGCAAUUUCGGCUACAUGGAAGAGUCGAAACCAGUACCUUUGGAAGCACUGGGCGAGGGCAUGCAGUUCCAUAAUUGGCGGGGAUAUCUGUAUGAAUGCACCAAGGCGACCAUCAAGGAGGGUAGAGAGAAAACUCGUGGCUGGUUCACGAUCUCUUCACAAAAUGACAGCAACGUGGACAUUGCCUACAAGAAAGUUGGCGACGGCCACCCUUUGCGUUUGUGGCGCUGUACCACUGAAGUCGAAGGCCCUCCUAAAGAGGUCUUAGACUAUAUCAUCAAGCAGCGCGCCUCGUGGGACUCGAACUUGCUGGAGAGUCAAACUGUUAAGAAAUUGGACGCCACAACGGAAAUAUUCCAAUAUGCUAUAGACGGGCAGUUCACCACCGAUUUCUGUGUGCUACGUUCAUGGCAAACAACUGAUCUGCCCCGCGGUGCAUGUGUUAUUGUAGAAACCUCCAUCGAUCAUGCAAAGGCAAAACCGAUGUUCGGCGCCAUUAGGGGUGUUGUGUUGGCUUCACGCUAUUUGAUAGAGCCCUGCGGCAGUGGGCGUUCACGCGUUAUGCAUUUGACGCGGGUGGAUGUCAAGGGCCGGACACCCGAGUGGUACAAUAAAAGUUACGGACACAUUUGCUCGCUUUACUUAUCAAAAGUCCGCUUGGCUUUUAAACAUGUCGCUGACUGCCCUGAAAGCAAGGUGUAAUUUGAGAUAUAUCGAAUAUCGAGUAAUUAACUUAGGAAACCCAAAUAUAAACCACAAAUAAACAAAAUAAGAUAAACAAACUAAAGACAUCAAAUAACUGAAAGAAUCAAGAGAACUGCUUUUAAAAAAAUUAUCUUGCAUUAAAUGUCGCAAAUCCUAAAGGCAUUUACUUUUUACUUAAAGUAAAAAUAUUAAAAAAAAAAAAAUAUGUAAAAACUAAAGCAGAAACAAUGCAAUAAGUGUUCGAAAGUGCCCAAACUGAAGUUACAAAAUAUUUUUUAAAUGUUAAAAUAAUUACAAACAUAUUACAUAAGCCUAAUGACUCAUUUAAAUGAUAUUCCUUAAAUAAAACAACAGCAAGGCGUUCAGAAAGUAGCGCACUAUAAACUGAUACCCAAAAAGAAUUACAUAUCCACCACUGCGGCGAAUCCACUGCAGAAAACCACAAAUAUUUUGCUGAGAACAAGCGAGGCGCGAGUAUUUUCGGUCACUACAAUUAACGGAAGUGGAAUUGUGUUAAAAAAUAGGCAUUUAUCAUGGAGCGCUCAAAUUCCUUCAUUACCUUUAACAAAGUACUGACUGAUACGCCUACGAAAAAUGAGGAUAUCAAAGGCAUUCUCAAUUGUACUUGUAUAUAUUUUAAAAAUUAAGGAAAAUGUUUAUAUUUUUCCAAAUUGACAGUAUACAAUAUUUUCGUUGACUUAAAAAUAACGGAAGUAAAAUAUAAAUCUAUAUGUAAAACCACAUUGUAAAUAGUAAACAAUUAGUUUAAGAGCCCUACGGCAUUUUUUAGAAUUUAAGAUGGAUACUUUAUUUGUAACAAGCAGUAAGCAGAAAUGUAUGUUAGCCCUCUAACACAAGAUAAUACUCAAAACCUAAGCAUCACAAAAGUUUAUUUUUUACCGAAAAUACAUUUGUCUUUAAUAAUAUAAUAUUAAAGAAACUAACUAAAAUUAUACACAAAGUUUCAAUUAUAUUUUCGAACUUCGUGCACUUAAAUAUACAUACACACGCUAAAACUAACAAUAAUGUAAAAACCUAUGCUAACGUAUUAACGUAGUUACGUACAUACAUACUUGUAGAUGUGAUGUAUAUUUGUACGUAAACAUGAAAAUUCCAAGGAAACCCGAAAAGAUGCAGAUGAAACAGAGAAAGUAAGAAAUAGAAACCAUAGAAAUUAGCGACAACUAAAUCAUUUGAAACAUGAAUGAAAAUAGCGACACUUUCGAUCGGAGACUAUUACUGGCAAUGGAAGAGAGAAAAUUAUCAACUAAAUGGAAAAAUAAUUUAUGUGGAAAAUAAUUCAACUAGUCAAAUUGUUAAAUUUAAGCUUAACCACUCACUGUGUAUGGAACCAGAUGGACAAUGCGUUGCCGCAUUGAAGAAAGAGAGAGAGAGAGAGAGUACAAGCGAAUGACUGCGGUGCAAAGUAUAAGAAAUGGUAUUAAAUUAAUUGUUAUACCCAGCAAAUAUUUGUAAAUUACUAACCUUAAUGUUUAAGUGCCCUUGUACCAACUCGAUGUCUAUAUGUAUAUGUGCAUAUAUAUUUACUCAAGUAAGUAUGAGUAGUUAAUGCACGAGAUUAUUGAGUAGACGAAAGAGUUAUUCGUAUGAGUACCAGUUCAGGAAUAUAAAAUUUGAUAUUUUUUAGCAAUUAUACUUAUGCAGAAUACAUGUAAAAAACUGUGUUUACUCAAAUAUCGUGUUUGCUGCUCUCAAAGAAAUAAAUAAACAUAUACAGCAUAAA
This is a messenger RNA of Bactrocera oleae (olive fruit fly), 5763 nucleotides long. RefSeq names its product rho GTPase-activating protein 7. Lineage: Eukaryota; Metazoa; Arthropoda; Insecta; Diptera; Tephritidae. Gene Ontology annotation, biological process: signal transduction; regulation of Rho protein signal transduction; actin cytoskeleton organization. Gene Ontology annotation, molecular function: GTPase activator activity; lipid binding. The record is from RefSeq and is a predicted model, not a curated record.